Rhipicephalus sanguineus (brown dog tick) is the source of this 511-nucleotide messenger RNA. RefSeq names its product acanthoscurrin-1-like. NCBI's taxonomy places the organism in Eukaryota, Metazoa, Arthropoda, Arachnida, Ixodida, Ixodidae. The record is from RefSeq and is a predicted model, not a curated record. The transcript has a single exon. Bases 78 to 488 code for a protein of 136 amino acids.
GAGAAUGUCUCGACGUUGACUUGGUGAUUACUUGACAAUGGGUUGGCUAUAUGACUUGACAGUGUCUUGACGAUGACAUGGAAAUGACAACGACGCAGGUCGUGCUCGCUACGUUCUCCACUCUCGUGGCCGCUGCUUUUGCCGGCGGGCUGGUCGGCUACGGCUUGGGAGGCGGCUACGGUGGCGGUGGCUACGGCUUGGGCUACGGCGGCCUGGGCGGCGUCGGCCUGGGCGGCAGCGUGGUCUUGCUGAACGGAGGCCACGGCGGGUAUGGCAAGGUGGUCGCCGGGCCGUCCUUCCUCGUCAAGACCGUCCACCACGUCAACAAGAUCAGUGGCGGUGGCGCCGUAGUCGCACACAGCGGUCUCGGAGGCGGCUACGUCGUGGGACCUGUGCUCGCCGGGCCGGUGCUCGGCUACGGCGGAGGCCUCGGUUAUGGAGGAGGCUACGGCUACGGCGGCGGCUACGGUCACGGUCACAAGGGUUGAGCUGUACGGACCUGGUCAACACU